UCUUACAUUUCCAUUCAAUCAAGUUCCGAGAGAAGGGCGUUGGAAGGCUCCUGCGCUUCCCCCCUUCUCUCUCUCCUCAACGGGAGCUGGAUCGCCCUCAACCAUAACCAAAAAAUCCUAGAAAUCCACUCCAUCUCCAUUGAUCCAAGGUCCUCACCUCUCUUUUCUGAAAUCUUCUAUUUGGCUUUCUCAGUCUAGAAUGGCGGCCUCUAGAAUGCUCAGGGGCCUGCAAUCUCAACCAGGGAACAAGAUCUGUGUCGAUUGCUCUCAGAAGAACCCCCAAUGGGCCUCUGUCUCCUAUGGAAUCUUCAUGUGUCUCGAAUGCUCAGGGAAACACAGAGGACUUGGCGUUCACAUAAGUUUUGUCCGAUCUGUAACUAUGGAUGCCUGGUCGGAGAUCCAGCUCAAGAAAAUGGAGAUCGGAGGUAAUGACAAAUUCAACAACUUUCUCGCUCAAUAUGGUAUCCCUAAAGAAACAGAUAUAAUCCCCAAGUACAACAGCAAUGCAGCGAGCAUUUACAGGGAUAGGGUCCAAGCUUUAGCAGAAGGUAAGGCAUGGAAGGAUCCACCUGUUGUCAAAGAAUCAAUGGCAAAAAAGCCACCUUUAGCUGGUAACUCGAAGAAAUCGGGCAUGAAUUCUGAUGGUGAUUGGGGUAGUUGGGAUAAUGGUGUCGAUAAUCGAUCAGACAUGAGGAGGAAUCAAUCUGAAAGUGAUUUUAGGUAUGGCGGUGGAGGGAGUGGGCCUACGAGAUCGAGGUCAUCUGAUGAUAUUUAUACAAGAUCACAGCUUGAGGCUUCAGCUGCGAGUAAAGAGAGUUUUUUUGCGAGAAAAAUGACGGAGAAUGAGUCAAGGCCAGACGGUAUACCACCCUCGCAAGGGGGGAAGUAUGUUGGUUUUGGAUCUGAUGGUGGUAGGCAGCCUCAGAGGAAUAGCUAUAAUCCGCAAGGUGAUGUUUUGAGGGACACAGUUUCGGUUAUGUCUCAGGGAUUUGGUCGUCUCUCAGUUGUUGCAGCUUCUGCUGCACAGUCUGCAGCUAAUGUAGUUCAAGCAGGAACGAAGGAGCUCACUUCUAAGGUGAGAGAAGGGGGCUAUGAUCACAAGGUUAACGAGACUGUGUCAGUGGUUGCGUCCAAGACUACCGAGAUUGGGCAGAAGACAUGGGGGUUAAUGAGAGGGGUCAUGGCCAUUGCAUCCCAAAAGGUGGAGGAAUACACAAAAGAAGGAAUUACCAAGUUCUCAGAUAAUCACCAAAACCACAAUGGGUACUCUGGUGAGGGAAAUGGUGGCUAUUAUCAUGCUUUCAGCGAGGAAAAUAGUAAAGGUUCGGAUCAUAAUCAGAAGAAUGGUUAUGAUAGAAGUGAAUCUUCAUACUCAUGGGAUGAUUGGGGUAGAAAAGAGGAUAAAGUAAAGGAUGAUAAAGGGGCACAAGGAGGUGGGGAUGGUUGGGCAGGUUGGGACGAUGUGAAAGACGAAGACCACAAUGAUUUCUUUGAAGCUUCAACCAAAGGCAGUUCUGACAAGCAUGGGAAAUCUGAGUCUUCUUGGACGGGAGGUGGCUUCCUCUAGCUUAUGUUUGUGGGUUUAGCUGGGCCUUUGAGAUGGGUCUAAAGUCUAGAUAAGUCUUUUUCAUUUAUAAUUAUUGAUGAUUGUAUGAUGCCUGUUUACAUGGGUUUAGUGCCAGUGUAAACAGAUACUAGGGUUUUGUGGGUCCUAUUGACUGCAGAAACUAGGUUUACCUGUUGUGUUUGUUUUCUUUUCGUUUUUUUGUAUUUUUCUUUUCUUUUCUGGUGCUUGAAUGCAGUUCAUCAAGAAAAUGCAAGUCAAAGUUGGUUGAUUCUUUC
This is a messenger RNA of Amborella trichopoda, 1842 nucleotides long. Its product is annotated as ADP-ribosylation factor GTPase-activating protein AGD7. Gene Ontology annotation, molecular function: GTPase activator activity. The record is from RefSeq and is a predicted model, not a curated record. Gene Ontology annotation, biological process: vesicle-mediated transport. NCBI's taxonomy places the organism in Eukaryota, Viridiplantae, Streptophyta, Magnoliopsida, Amborellales, Amborellaceae.